Molecule: messenger RNA, 2064 nt
Organism: Dermacentor andersoni
Lineage: Eukaryota; Metazoa; Arthropoda; Arachnida; Ixodida; Ixodidae
Biological process (GO): plasma membrane phospholipid scrambling
Molecular function (GO): phospholipid scramblase activity
Source: RefSeq, a predicted model, not a curated record
AUGACGCCAAAGAAAGGGGAAGAGCUUCCAGCUGUGGUGACCUAUCGCAUGACUCGCGUGCCAUUCGGUGUCACGUCGAGCCCAUUUCUCUUGGCUGCAACGUUGCAACAUCAUCUUGAAGGCCUGCCGGAACGGUAUGCUGAAACUGCAGGUAUUCUGCGCAAGCAUCAUUACGUGGACAACCUUGUAACUGGGGUUGACAGCCUUGACAAGGGUAAAGUCUUGUGCCAGGAAUCCAACGAUAUAUUGUCUCAAGCAGGGAUGCGGCUACACAAGUGGAUGUCGAACGACCGCGAUCUCGUCAACUUCUUAGAGAAUGGCAAUGUGGAGAGAAGGAACGCUGAUGCUGAACAUGCUGCCGCUACAAAGGUAUUGGGAGUAGGUUGGAAUGCUCAGACUGACCCCUUUGAAUACAACCUAACUUCACUCAUCGACUUCCUCUCCGCAAGAGCUGACAACAAGAGAUUUGUGCUGCAGGUCUCGGCAAGAAUUUUCGACCCUUUUGGAUUUAUUUCUCCCACAACAUUAUGCGUAAAGGUAAUGUUCCAGAAGUUGUGGGAGUUGGGAAUUGGUUGGGAUGAUCCCUUGCCUGAGACAUUGCAGCCUGAGUGGGACUGCUGGUGUAGGGAGCUUCCAUGCAUCGAAGGAGUGUCUAUUCCAAGACUGAUAGCGGCAGACUUUGGAAACGAUGAUACGGAGAAAGUGGUGCAUCUUUUCUGUGACGCAAGCCCGAAGGCCUACGGUGCUGUCGCAUAUAUCGUGACGAAGUCUCCGUUCGGACUAACAAAUGUCAGCUUGGUCAUGGCUAAAUCAAGAGUGGCCCCUUUGAAACGCCUCUCGCUACCCCGAUUGGAGCUGAUGGGAGCCCUUAUUGGCGCGCGACUAUGCCACUACGUUGCCAAGGCCUUGGAUCUGAAGAAUGUUGCUACCAUCCUCUGGACUGACUCCACAGUAGCUAUGUACUGGAUAAAGGGAAACGCUGCCAGAUGGAAGCCCUUCGUGGCAAAUGAAGUCUCAGAGUUACAAGCGCUGACAGAUCCCAGUGAUUGGAGACACUGCCCAGGCUCAGACAACCCUGCUGACCUAAUCACCCGCGGCAUACUCCCAUCGGCCCUGCGGGAAAGCGAACUGUGGUGGAAAGGACCCCGCUGGCUACAAGAGGAUGACACGUGUUGGCCAACGAUAAGUGAGCCGAGCUCGAAGGUUGGGGAGUGCCAAAUGGAAGAGCGAAAGGGGACGGUGAUGCCCAUAGUAUCACCGUCAUCCAUGACAAUUUUUAAUGUUGAGAAUUAUAGUUCAUUCAGCAGAGUCGUGCGAGUGACCGCGUGGGUCCGCCGCUUUGUCGACAACUGCCACAACAAAAAAGGAAGGACGAUCGGCCCAUUACGAGCUGAAGAAGUAAUCAGCGCCGAAAGAUACUGGUUGGCUAAAGCUCAAGAAGAUGCGUUCAGCGACGGCAUUUCAAACCUGAAGAAUCAAAGACCGCUGCACAAGAGCUCUCCUGUUUUGCCUUUCAACCCGUACUUGGACAAAGAGGGCCUCAUGCGAGUUGGUGGACGCUUGCAAUUCAGUGAUAACAACGAAGAGACUAAGCAUCCCAUCGUUCUCCCUGUGCUCUUUCCCAACUUGCUGCCGAGCGAGUACCUGGUGACGAACGCCAUGGACCAGUUUGUCUUCAAGGCGACCGAGGACUUCGACUACUUGUGUACGGGCCUGGGCCCCAGGCGGGCCUUUGAGAUGUCGCGGCACGACAGCCGCAAUGCCGAACUGCUGCGGCUUGACCGGCCACUUCGCUUGCUGGACAGCGAGAAGAACGCUAUCCUGCUGAUUAAGGGGCCCUGCUGCACAAGACCCAUCUGUUGUGAGAACGUGGAGUUCGAUAUCGUAACCAUGGACGGCGUCACAAAGAUUGGCGGGAUAACGAAGCUCUGGGGCGGAUUGUACAACGAAGCCUGCAGCGUACGCGACAGCUUCGCGGUCACCUUCCUCUUCGACUUGGACGUCGAGAUGAAGGCCGUGCUGCUCGGGGCCCGUCUUUCUACUUGCAUCCGAGACGUGAUGUGA